This is a messenger RNA of Linum trigynum, 4310 nucleotides long. Lineage: Eukaryota; Viridiplantae; Streptophyta; Magnoliopsida; Malpighiales; Linaceae. The record is from the annotation of a GenBank genome assembly.
GCGUUUGUCCUAGGGAGGCUAAUUACUGAUAAUGUGAUAGUGGCAUUUUGAGUGUUUCCACUCCAUGAAAGGAAGAACACAGGGCAGGAAAGGCUUCAUGUCUGCAAAACUGGACAUUUCUAAAGCUUAUGAUCGGGUAGAGUGGGAUUUUUUGGAGGCCAUCAUGAAGAAAAUGGGUUUCUGUGAGCGGUGGGUGACAAUGAUCAUGAAGUGUGUGACGACGGUUUCUUAUUCUAUCCUAGUAAAUGGACAUAAGACAGAAACCUUCUUCCCUACUCGAGGCUUACGUCAAGGAGACCCUAUAUCACCCUACCUUCUGCUUUUCAUAGUGGAGGGGUUGUUUGCUUUGCUCUCAAAAGCAGAAAGAGAGAGAAAAGUGGAAGGAAUCCAGGUGAAGCGAGGGACACCUCACAUUUCCCACCUUUUGUUUGCAGAUGACAGUGUCCUAUUUGCUAAAGCAACUCGACCAGCUUGUGAACAUAUUAGAGCUAUUCUCAAUACCUAUGAGCAGGAAUCUGGUCAAAAGGUAAACCUGGAUAAGUCUGAGAUUUCCUUUAGCCCUAAUGUGGGAGAAGAGAAGAAAUAGGAGUUGGCAGCCAUUCUCGGAAUGAAAGUGGUGCCAGUACACACUAAAUACCUUGGACUUCUCACAGUUAUUGGUCGAAGGAAGAAGGAAGUAUUCAGUUCCUUGGUUGACAGAGUUCGAAGGAAAGUUUAACUUUGGAAAGGUAAAUUUCUUUCCUUUGGGGGAAGGAAGUGCUAAUCAAAGCAAUAGCACAUGCCCAAAUGACCUAUGCCAUGCAGGUGUUUUUGGUUCCUAGCUCAGUAACACAAGAAAUUCAGAGAAUUGUUUCUAAUUUUUGGUGGGGGCAAAAAGACUCAGAACGUCGAACCCACUAGGUUAGCUGGCAGGAUCUCUGUAGAACUAAGAAGAAAGGAGGUCUGGGCUUUCGGAACUUGCAUGAAUUUAAUCUGGCUCUCCUUGGAAAGCAGAUUUGGAAUAUAAUACAGAAUCCAAACUCCCUAGUAGCUAGGGUCAUGAAGGCAAAAUACCACCCAUCAAGAGACAUUUUGGAAGCAGAGGUAAGUUAUAACCCUAGCUACAUUUGGAGAAGUGUUCUACCUGCAAAAGACUUUGUUAAGGAAGGAUUGAGAUGACGUAUAGGGAAUGGAAACAAAGUAGAUAUUUGGCAAAAUAAGUGGGUUCCCUCUGCUGCCAACUUUAAAGUGGUGUCCCCAAUAUCCCCCUUUGCUUCGAGUACCUCAGUUAAUGAGUUGCUAGAUGUGGACUCUAGAACUGGGAACCAUGCUCUACUUCAAGCCCACUUUCUCCCACAGGACAGAUAGCGGAUUUUGAAAAUUCCUAUACCUAAACAACCAGCGGAGGACAGGAGGAUCUGGAGCUAUGAACAGUCUGGACGAUACUCAGUAAAAUCGGCUUACCGACUGCUAAGGGACAAGCUGGAAGCCGAGGUUGGGGAGCUUUAUACUCCUAUUAACUGGGAACAGAUCUGGAAACUGCAAAUCCCACCUAAAGUGAAGGUGUUUGUGUGGCGAUGGAUUAGGAAUAUUUUACCAACUGGGGCAAACGUACUGGCAAGAACUACCAAAGGGUGUGAUGAAUGCCCUUUUUGUGGGCAGGCUGAAACCCAAAAUCACAUUUUCUACGAUUGUGGUUGGACUAGAAGGGUGUGGCGGCCUAGUUCUCUAAAUCUAAGCUUCGAAAAGGGAAAGGAACUAACCUGUGAAGAAUGGAUAGCUGACCUCCAGGAAAUGGAAUCCGAAGAGCAAAUUGGCCUCUUCCUAGUUGGUCUCUGGUUUAUCUGGGAAGAACGCAAUUGCCAAAUGUGGAAUAAGAAGGAACUUGAGGAAAAUGAAAUUUUGGGAAAAGCGGAGCGAUGGCUUACGAAGUACCUGGAAUUCCAAUUUGCAGCACCUGAUCAGGGUCCCAGGCAGACACCUCGAUGGAAACCGCCGGAGGGAGCCGAUUUUAAAAUCAACGUGGACGCCGCCGUUAUUGCUGAUUCUGGGACUGGUUUGGGGGUGGUGGUUAGGGACCGGAACGACUCUUUCUGCUUUGCGGGGGUGAGAAGGUCGAGAAUUCAAUGGACUCCGGAGUUGGCGGAUAUCCAAGCUAUUAAGUUUGGUCUCGAAGUGGCUAUUGAGAAGGGGUUUAUCUCAGGUGAGAUUGAAUCCGACUGCCUGAGGGAGGUGCAACAGAUAAAGAAGGAAGAAAUGUCGCUGACUGAGGAAGGAGAUGAGUGUGAAGAGGUGAAGGCCAGGCUGGACGAGUUGGGCGGAUCAGUAACAAUCCGGUUUGCGGGCCGGGAAGCAAACCAGGUGGCCCAUAUCAUGUGUAGAUGGGAUGAUUCUGAAUAUUGGGCUUCUAGGCCACCCAUUUUCCUUGUGGACCAACUAAUUCUGGGUUCCUGUAAUAUUUCCUCUUAAUGAAAUAAUAUAGGACUUUUCUAUAAAAAAAGUAUUAAAAUAAGCAACUACAAGCAUUUUAAUUUCUAGUUUUCAUUUGCAGGAUUCUCCAAUAUUGUACACUAUAACAUUUUUUCGUUUUCCUGAAACCGAAAACCGAGAUAACCGAAAGUCGGUCGUUGUUCGGAGGCAGAGCGAGAUGAUUUUGCUCUUGGGAGAAGGUUCGGUUAACCAAAAAUCGAGAUAAUCGAAGCCUUAAAUCCUCUUUCAGUCGGUAGAGUUGGGAGGUGGUUCGGUGAACCGGUAACCAAUCCUUCAGUUUUCAAUUAUAACCGAACCGACCGGCCCUCCACCCCUACUAUACCAUGUCAACUUUCUCGGAAAGUUUUAAUGGGUUCAUUUGAUAUCGAGAAAUUAAAUUCCUAUAUUCAAAUAUCAUUAACAACAUGACACAUCGAGCAUGUUUGUAUAAUUUUUUUUCUCUUAUACUUUUACUCUUUUAUCCCGACAUGUUAGUUACUCACGUGAUAUGGACCCUUACUCGGACUUAGGGUGGUAAACGGUUAGUCGGUUGUCAAUCCGCGGGUUGACUCGGACCCGAUUGAGCUAGUGGGUCAAGGGUUAAUGGGUCACCCGGUUUAGCCCGGAAAUAUGGAAAACGUCAUUAUAUUGUACUUAUCCUGAUAAAUUAUAACAAAUCUCAUCUAACAUAUGAGUUAUAACAUAUAAUAUUACACCAAAAUAACAUUUCGUACUUAGAUUCAAUAUAUAGUGAAAAUUCACACACACUUAUAUAACAUUAAUAUUCAAAUGUUCAACUUAGGAUUCCAAAGAUUGAGUUAGGCGAAAAGAAAAAUCGGAAAAUAGGCGCAUUUCGCAAAACAAAGAAAAAAAUGACACAAUUUGACCUCCAACCCAGUACCUUGUAGCGGUCGACCCGGCGGGUGCGUGCGGCCCGUUUUUUUCACCGGGUCAGGGUCAAAGUGGGUCAACCCGAGGGUCGACCCGCGGGUUGACAACCCUUAUAAGUUUUAAUCGAUAAGCACUAACUUUUUAUUGGUUCGGUUUCGGUUAGCAGUAUGUACUAUUUUGCAUAGUGGCUAACCGAUAAGAAAACCGAGAACCGCCUACUAGUAUAACUACAUAAUUUUGUACUUUUGGCUAAAGGGAAACAUUAUGAUUCAAAACCAAUCAAAAUCGCACUUCCAAACAUCUAAAUUCUUGCCUAUUGCAAACAACCUUCCACCAAGACUCUGAAAUGUGUUUGAGAGUUAAAACUCGAAAGUCUCCCCUCUCUAACUAUCUCUGUAGUCGUCACAGCAAACCUAAUACCCUAGUAAUCUUUGUUUCUUUGAUGUGUUGUGAAUGAUGAUGAUCUUGUGAUGCUUGUGUUUGAUGCCUUGGUACAUGGAACUCGUUAAUUGGAUGAAUAAGUUUGAUUGGUUUUUUUAUUUUAUGCAUUGGAAUUUCAAUUUAAACUACGCAAUCAUGAUGAAUAUUGUAUCUUAUUGAUAUUAUUUCUUAUAAUUAUAUUUUAUACUAACAAUUUAGAAAUGUAGCUAAAUUAUUUUGAAUUAUUUGCAUGAGCAUUCAUCUUAAUAUUUAGUACUCUGUACUGCUGGUCAUUGUUAUGCUUGUGGACUGAAAUUGAUGUUAAAUGACACUUGUUAAACUUAACUAAUGAUGAUUUUUGUAUUAUAAGUGGUCAUUGCUUCGGUUUAUUAUGUUUAGUGAACGAAAAUAAAAUCUAUUGGUUUUAUAUUGGUUAAAUUAAGUAUAAUCGUAGUUGUUGGAAUGUAUUUUAGUAGUUAUUGGUUAACCGUCAAAAUAGCCGCUAACCGAACUAAUAAAAUGUGGUUAAUCGAUAAAGCUUAUCUGUGUGU